This is a messenger RNA of Leptonychotes weddellii (Weddell seal), 2043 nucleotides long. Lineage: Eukaryota; Metazoa; Chordata; Mammalia; Carnivora; Phocidae. The record is from RefSeq and is a predicted model, not a curated record.
AGUUUCGCAUCUCCUAGCCCGACGUCCCGCUAUAAUCACGUGAUUGCCUCAUCCGGGUCCUUUGCGUUCUCUCUCCCUCUCCCAACAUGGCGGCCUCAGCAAAAAAGAAGAAUAAGAAGGGGAAAACUAUCUCCCUAACAGACUUCCUGGCUGAGGAUGGAGGGACUGGGGGAGGAAGCACCUAUGUUCCCAAACCAGUCAGCUGGGCUGAUGAAACAGAUGACCUGGAAGGAGAUGUUUCAACCACUUGGCACAGUAAUGAUGACGACGUGUACAGGGCACCUCCAAUUGACCGUUCUAUCCUGCCCACUGCUCCACGGGCUGCUCGGCUGAGCCACCCAGACACCCCAGUUCUUGUGUAUUCUUCAGAGAAAUUCACUGCAUAUGCACUGGUUGGGGAGGGGAGGUGGGGAAAGACAAAUGAACAAGAACACUCAAUAGGGAAAUAUGUUUCUUUACUCCUUCAGAUCAGUGCAGUGCGUUUACCACGUGAACCCAGCAAUCCAGAGAGGUUGAAAGGUUUUGGUUAUGCUGAGUUUGAGGACCUGGAUUCUUUGCUCAGUGCCCUGAGCCUCAACGAAGAGUCUCUAGGUAACAGGAGAAUUCGAGUGGACGUUGCUGAUCAAGCACAGGAUAAAGACAGGGAUGAUCGUUCUUUUGGCCGAGAUAGAAAUCGGGAUUCUGACAAAACAGAUACAGACUGGAGGGCCCGUCCUGCCACAGACAGCUUCGAUGACUACCCACCGAGGAGAGGUGAUGAUAGCUUUGGAGACAAGUAUCGAGAUCGUUAUGAUUCAGACCGAUACCGUGAUGGGUAUCGGGACGGGUAUCGUGAUGGCCCACGCCGAGAUAUGGAUCGAUAUGGGGGCCGGGAUCGCUAUGAUGACCGAGGCAGCAGGGACUACGACAGAGGCUACGAUUCCAGGAUAGGCAGUGGCAGAAGAGCAUUUGGCAGUGGGUACCGUAGGGAUGAUGACUACAGAGGAGGUGGGGACCGCUAUGAAGACAGAUACGACAGACGAGACAAUCGGUCAUGGAGCUCCAGAGAUGAUUACUCUCGGGAUGACUAUAGGCGUGAUGAUAGAGGUCCCCCGCAAAGACCCAAACUGAAUCUAAAGCCUCGGAGUACUCCUAAGGAAGAUGAUUCCUCUGCUAGCACCUCCCAGUCCAGUCGAGCGGCCUCUAUCUUUGGAGGGGCAAAGCCUGUUGACACAGCUGCUAGAGAGCGAGAAGUAGAAGAGCGGCUGCAGAAGGAGCAGGAGAAGCUGCAGCGCCAGCUGGAUGAGCCAAAACUAGAACGCCGGCCCCGGGAGAGACACCCCAGCUGGCGAAGUGAAGAGACUCAGGAACGGGAACGGUCCAGGACAGGAAGUGAGUCAUCACAGACUGGAACCUCGGCCACAUCUGGCAGAAAUGCACGAAGGAGAGAGAGUGAAAAGUCUCUAGAAAACGAAGCACCCAAUAAGGAGGAAGACUGUCACUCUCCAACUUCUAAGCCUCCCAAAUCUGAGCAGCCUCUGAAGGUAAUGCCAGCCCCUCCACCAAAGGAGAAUGCUUGGGUGAAGCGAAGUUCUAACCCUCCUGCUCGAUCUCAGAGCUCAGACACAGAGCAGCAGUCCCCUACAAGUGGUGGGGGGAAAGUAGUUCCAGCUCAGCCACCUGAGGAAGGACCAGCGAGGAGAGAUGAAAACAAAGUAGAUGGGGUGAGUGUCCCAAAAGGCCAAAGUGGGAACUCCGGCCGUGGUCCAGGAGAUGGAGGGAACAAAGACCACUGGAAGGAGUCCGAUAGGAAAGAUGGCAAAAAGGAUCAAGACUCCCGAUCUGCACCUGAGCCAAAGAAACCUGAAGAAAAUCCAGCUUCCAAGUUCAGUUCUGCAAGCAAGUAUGCUGCUCUCUCUGUUGAUGGCGAAGAUGAGAACGAGGGAGAUUACACCGAAUAGACCUCUGCAUCCUGUGCUUUUUCCUAGUCUCUCCACCCUGAAACAUUCGAGAGCAAAUCAAACCUCUAUCCAGACAAGACAAUAAAACUCACCAUCUCCUGGA